UUCCCCCCUUCCCCCCUGCCAUCCUAACGCCCAGUUUGCCCAUACACACCAUCUCCGACUGAUUUCCAUACCCUACUCCUGGACCUGGUUGUGUCAUGGAGCCGAAAGCGUAUUCCUCUGCGACAGAUGUCGCAGUCCUUCCAACCGUCCGCCAUCGGGGCAUCCCAGAUGUGCCGGAGGACGUGGAUUUCCUCAUGGAGCACUUGAAUGACCCCAAUUUUGACUACGGUGCAGACUUUCGUUCCAGCAUGGACGCCAGCACCGAGAUAUACGAGCUGGAGCACAACAAAACUGCGGACGCCUACUCAACUAUGACUUCCGAUCUUGAGUCACAUUCACACCGCUCCAUGAGGUACUCUACAGCGUCCAGGACAGACACACCUUCGUCUUCGUUUGAGUAUGAUGAUUCAGGGCUGCAGGUAUCAAGCGUCGAUGAUCCAACGAUGCCUGUGAAUACCUUCCGCAUGUGGUUCCUUGGGUUAUCCUACGCAGUCCUCAUAUCUGGACUAAAUCAAUUCUUCUCUAAUGCGAUAUCCCUCUCGGCUUUGGAACGUGUUUUGCCAACCACCCGCUUCUGUACCCUUGGCUACACUUGGUCACUCAAUCCUGGUCCAUUCAACAUCAAGGAACACGUCGUCAUCACUGUUAUGGCAAAUCUUGUCGUCAAUGGCGCGUACGCUACUGAUAUCCUCGCUACACAGCGCAGCUUCUAUAAUCAGUCACUCAGCAACUCUUAUCAGUACUUCCUUGUGCUAGCCACCCAACUUAUCGGAUUCUCUUUGGGCGGUCUCCUCCGACGAUUCCUUGUCUACCCCUGCAGCAUGAUCUGGCCUGGAGCCCUAGUGAACUCUGCUCUCUUCAACACGUUACACAGAACGUACGGAAAACCAGAGCGCCGUCACAUCUCCAGAGGAAAAUUCUUUGCAAUCGUUGUUGCGUGUAGCUUCCUUUGGUACUUUUUGCCAGGCUACCUCUGGACGGGACUUAGCGUCUUCAACUGGGUAUGUUGGAUUGUCCCAACCAACGUAGCGGUCAACUCCUUGUUUGGCACUUCCACUGGUCUGGGGAUGGGACUUCUCACCUUCGAUUGGUCUAUGAUUUCGUAUAUUGGCAGUCCUCUAGUUACGCCGUGGUGGUCUGAGGCAAAUACCGCUGUUGGUUUAGUUACGAACUCCUGGUAUAUGCAAUAUUUGCCGAUGUCAGCUAGCGUCACAUUUGACAAUACGGGCAUGCCUUACGAUCCCACCCAAAUCGUCACUAAUGGCACCUUUGACGAAUCGAAGUACGCAGCCUACUCUCCUGCUUUCAUGCCAUCAACGCUAGCUAUUGCGUAUGGAGUGGCCUUCGCUGCGUUCGCAUCUGUGGUCGUGCAUACACUCUUGUGGUACCGCCGCGAUAUCGUCAGGCGCUUCCGCAGUGAUCUGCGUGACGAACGCGAUGUUCACUCGCGCCUUAUGCAAGCAUACCCAGAGGUCCCGCAAUGGUGGUAUGCCACGCUGGGCAUCGUCAUGCUUCUCGUCUUUAUUAUCGUCGUUGAGGUUUUCCCGACAGACCUCCCGAUUUGGGCCCUCUGUGUUGCCCUGCUUCUUGCAGCAUUGAUGUCAGUCCCCGCUGGCAUUCUUCAGGCCAUUACCAACCAGCAGAUCGCGCUAAACGUCAUGUACGAACUUCUUGGCGGUUAUCUCCUCCCUGGAAAGCCGAUCGCUGUUAUGAUCUUCAAGGCUGCUGCCUUCGCUGGAACCACCCAAGCAGUUGGGUUCUCUGGUGAUUUGAAGCUCGGUCACUACAUGAAGAUUCCACCUCGGCUUAUGUUCACUGCCCAAGUUAUUGCCGCUCUGGUCAGCAGUCUCGUGGUCAUUUCUGUACAGAACUGGAUGUUCACCAAUAUUGUUGACAUCUGCCAACCGAACCAACCUGACUAUUUUACCUGCCCAUCCACUACCGUAUUCGCCACGUCCUCCUUGAUUUGGGGAGGUAUCGGGCCGCAACGCCUAUUCAGCCCAGGUGCUAUGUACAGUCCUUUGCUCUGGUUCUUCUUCAUCGGUGCUGUCCUGCCGAUUCCAUUCUAUUAUCUUGCUCGUCGCUUCCCCCUCUCGUACUGGCGGUACAUCAACAUUCCUGUCCUCUUCGCAGGCAUUGGGGCGUUCCCCCCAGCAACCGGAAUCAACUACUCCUCUUGGGUCCUCGUCGGCUUUAUCUUCCAGUGGUUCAUGCGCCGAUAUCACUUCCGUUGGUGGAUGCGGUACAACUACAUCCUCUCUGCUGGUCUCGACGCUGGCGUCGCUAUCGGCAUCCUCUUCAUAUUCUUCGCACUGCAGAUGCCCAAAGGUGGCAUCCAGCUCAAUUGGUGGGGCAACGUCGCAUGGCAGAAUACGGCCGAUGCCCUUGGUACGCCAAUGCGCACCGUUGCCCAGGGCCAGACGUUUGGUCCUUCGUCGUGGUAGUGUCAUAACAAAUUGGAAUCGCAACACAUCUCGCCCUGAGUCAGUCCGGCCGAGUAUGCAACGAAUUUUUUUCUCAGUGGAUGAUCAGUGUUGUAUUUUUUAUGAGCUGUAGAUUCUCUUUUCUUUGACAAAUGGGUGGCCUGUAGUGGAUCAAUUAUUUUUCAUCAUUCCUGCGCCCUUAUGCUCCGACCGCAUUCACAAUCUUUCAUAUCAACUGUUGGAUACAUACUUACCUUCGCAUUACUAUUCUUCUUCUUCGCAUUCAUUUUUUUUUUUUUUUGAAAGCCGUGCACAUCGUAAUGUACUAUGUACUGGUUAUUUGCAAUCCAUUUACAGCCACUACCAAAGCGUUCUUGCCCCGCU
Molecule: messenger RNA, 2807 nt
Organism: Pisolithus orientalis
Lineage: Eukaryota; Fungi; Basidiomycota; Agaricomycetes; Boletales; Pisolithaceae
Product: OPT oligopeptide transporter
Exons: 6
Coding region: 96-2444 (782 amino acids)
Biological process (GO): transmembrane transport
Molecular function (GO): oligopeptide transmembrane transporter activity
Source: RefSeq, a predicted model, not a curated record